Molecule: messenger RNA, 5106 nt
Organism: Oncorhynchus masou masou (cherry salmon)
Lineage: Eukaryota; Metazoa; Chordata; Actinopteri; Salmoniformes; Salmonidae
Product: serine/threonine-protein kinase BRSK2
Exons: 21
Coding region: 340-2589 (749 amino acids)
Biological process (GO): microtubule cytoskeleton organization; protein phosphorylation; intracellular signal transduction
Cellular component (GO): cytoplasm
Molecular function (GO): tau-protein kinase activity; ATP binding; protein serine/threonine kinase activity
Source: RefSeq, a predicted model, not a curated record
ACGGGUUGUGCCAAAUCUGUGUUCACCGCGUCUCGUUUCCUCUCCACAAUACGAACACGGACGAAAAGAACACCAUGUUAUCCAGAUUUAAAGACGCCACAUUUCAGCAGUGAAAAGAGGAGGUAGAGACAGAGGGGAGUGAACUAACAAAAUAGGUUAGAAAGGGACCCAGAGAAGAGAGAAUCCCACCGACCAUCUGCGUGAGGCGAGAGAGAGGAGGCCAACCGGAGAGCAGCAGCCGACUGCCCUGUGGAAUAACCUACGGUUUCCGUUGAUUUGAAACGAUAAUUUUGAUUUGUAUUUAUUAUUCUGUUAGACAUAUUACUAAAUUCUAACAACAUGUCAUCUUCUGGCAAAGACAACAGCGCACACUAUAUGAACUAUGUGGGACCUUAUCGUUUGGAAAAGACCCUCGGAAAAGGACAGACAGGCCUGGUGAAGCUGGGAAUCCACUGUGUCACGUGUCAGAAAGUGGCCAUCAAGAUCGUCAACAGAGAGAAACUCAGCGAGUCUGUCCUCAUGAAGGUGGAGCGAGAGAUAGCCAUUCUGAAGCUCAUAGAGCACCCUCACGUUUUAAAGUUGCACGACGUCUACGAAAACAAGAAAUAUUUGUAUCUGGUGCUAGAGCACGUGUCAGGCGGUGAGCUGUUUGACUACCUGGUGAAGAAGGGAAGGUUAACGCCCAAGGAGGCCAGGAAGUUCUUCAGACAGAUCAUCUCAGCUCUGGAUUUCUGCCACAGUCACUCCAUAUGUCACAGAGAUCUGAAGCCAGAGAACCUGUUGCUAGAUGAGAAGAACAACAUCAGGAUAGCAGACUUUGGCAUGGCGUCUCUGCAGGUCGGGGAUAGUCUGCUGGAGACCAGCUGCGGAUCUCCUCACUAUGCCUGCCCAGAGGUCAUAAGGGGGGAGAAGUACGACGGGAGGAAAGCAGACGUGUGGAGCUGUGGAGUCAUCCUCUUUGCACUUUUAGUGGGUGCCCUGCCAUUUGACGAUGACAACCUGAGAAACCUGCUGGAGAAGGUGAAGUUGGGUGUUUUCCACAUGCCCCACUUCAUCCCCCCAGACUGUCAGAACCUUCUUCGGGGCAUGAUCGAGGUGGAUGCCACUAAGAGACUCACGUUAGAGCAGAUCCAGAAGCACAACUGGUACAUAGCUGGGAAGAACGAGCCUGAGCCGGAGCAGCCUGUCCCUAGGAAGGUGGCCAUCAGAACCCUGAGCACUGAAGAGAUAGACCCGGACGUCCUGGAGAGCAUGCACUCUCUGGGUUGCUUCAGAGACAAGGGCAAACUCACCAAAGACCUGCUCUCUGACGAUGAUAACCAGGAGAAGAUGAUCUACUUCCUGCUGCUGGACCGGAAGGAGAGGUACCCCAGUCAGGAGGACCAGAACCUCCCCCCGCGCAGUGAGAUAGCUGACCCGCCCAGGAAGCGCGUGGACUCCCCCAUGUUGAACCGCCAUGGGAAGAGGAGGCCGGAGAGGAAGUCUAUGGAGGUGCUGAGUGUCACAGAGGGGGGCUCUCCUGUACCCGUACGACGAGCCAUCGACAUGGCCACACAUGGACAGAGGUCACGGUCUAUCAGUGGAGCGUCCUCCGGUCUCUCCACUAGUCCUCUCAGCAGUCCCAGGGUGACUCCGCACCCCUCUCCGCUGGGGAGCCCCCUCCCCACCCCCAAGGGCACUCCGGUGCACACACCCAAGGAUAGCCCGGCAGGCACCCCCAGCCCCACGCCGCCCCCCAGCCCCUCCAUCGGCGGACUGCCCUGGAGGACACGUCUCAACUCUAUCAAGAACAGCUUCCUGGGCUCGCCGCGCUUCCAUCGCAGGAAAAUGCAAGUCCCCACCCAGGAGGACAUGUCCAGCCUCACGCCAGACUCUUCACCAGAGCUUGCCAAGAAGUCAUGGUUUGGUAACUUCAUCAACCUGGAGAAAGAGGAGCAGAUCUUUGUGGUGAUCAGAGACAAGCCUCUCAGCUCCAUCAAAGCAGACAUCGUUCACGCCUUCCUCUCUAUCCCCAGUCUCAGCCACAGUGUGAUCAGUCAGACUAGUUUCCGGGCGGAGUAUAAGUCCACAGCCGGCCCUACAGUGUUUCAGAAGCCGGUCAAGUUCCAGGUGGACAUCACCUACACAGAGAGCACCGCCGCCACCAAAGAGAGCGGCAUCUAUUCGGUCACCUUCACCCUGCUCUCAGGUCCCAGCCGCCGUUUCAAGCGUGUGGUUGAGACCAUUCAGGCUCAGCUGAUGAGCUCACAUGACCAGCCCGGGGUCCAGCAGAUCUCUGCAACAACUAACUGUGUACUCUGCUCCCAGAUAUCUCUCAGCGGCAGCCCGUUGAGUAACUUCUUUGACGUAAUUAAACAACUUUUUUCAGACGAGAAGAGCAGCCAGGCGUCGCACAACGCCCCUGGCACGCCCGGCACAGCUAGCCCCGCCCCCGCCAAGCAUGCCCCCGGCAGCAGGCGAAAUGAGUCAUGUCCCCUGCCCACUCAGCCCCAGCCCACCCAACCCACUGACUCUAAAUGCCCCCCGCCUCCGGGCAAAGACAAACAAACAAAGAUGGCCGCCGUCAGCCGGACUGGGGAGCAACCUUAAGACCGGAGAGAAGUAGCUAGCUCUCUGUUGCAUGACUAGAUAAUAACCACCUGUUAUCAGGUCGUUCAAAACCCAAUACAAAGCCCACAAGAGUGUGUGAGAGAUGAGAAAUGAAAUGAGAGAUGCUGCUGGUUUCUUUGCUUUAGUCAGUAGGCUUAGUGUGUUUGUGUCUCGAAAAAAAUCUACUUUUGAUUAUCGCUGAGAUGAUAAACUUUUGUACUGUGUAAUAAUGGAAUGACUACAAUUUUAGUUUAGCAAUCGACCAUUGAUCAGUAUUUAACAAUAUUAAGUACCAGAGGUAGCCAUGUUUCUUUUCUGUUCCUCUAUCCUCUCGUCCCGUUCCCACGCCGUGGGGUGUGUGUGUCGGUGUGUGUGUGUGUGUCUCCUCUGCUCUGUGAUGAUGGCUUGACCUUGUCUCUACCACCAGGGAUCAUCACUAAAACCUAUUAGAGAAACAAGAUGGAGGGCAGUGUGUGUGUCCCAACCUGGGGCACUUUGUCAACAACGGGAGUAAGUGAGCCAGAGGCGGAGGACAAGAGAAAGACUUCACAUACUUCACACUGCUGUCCCCCUCCUCCCCAUGCACCCCUCCUGCUUUCCACCUGCACACACACACACACACACACACACACACACACACACACACACACACACACACACACACACACACACACACACACACACACACACACACACACACACACACACACACACUAAACAUUAGAGUACUAGAGACUCUCUUAUCAUCGUGACAGACACCCAGAGACAUAUUAGCCGAAGAGUUGGAGAAAAGCCUUAAAAAGACAAUGAUGUUUGUCAAACCUAUACUACAUACAUCCUCUCUCCUCCUUUCUCUCCUCCUUGCCUAUCCUCCUAUACUCACACACACACGCACACACACCUGGGGGAUGUAAGGACUUGCACACAAAGACGAAUGGAAGUAGAACCACUGGCUCCUAUGAAAGUUGGAGAGAGGUGGCGCGACUCUUGGAAGUUGGAUGGACGUUGGCUGAACGUUGGCUAAACGUUGGCUGGAUUGUAAUUCUUUUUAACGUAGUCCUUCUUUGUGAACUACAGGAUUUUAACACUUUAGACUUCUUCAGACUCUGUGUUAUUGCUGUAAAUGAAAUUAAAUUGAGUUAAUUAACUUUGGGUGGGCAUUUGGGAGGGAGGGGUACACAAAUGAAUGAUCUAUUCUGUUGUACAGACUAACUAUGUUCCCAUAUGUACAACGUUUGUGUAGUUGUGACAUUAUGUUUAGCUAAGAAUUGUGUUAACUUAUCACUAUAUUUUGUGUUUUCUACUUGUUUGACGUGUUUUAUCGAUGAAAUGUUGUAUUUUAUUUUCGGUUCCCUUUUGAGGGAUGAAUCAUUUCAGGGUUUUAUUUUCUUCCAUUUUGUUUUGCUCAUGUUCCUUUGAAAUAUCUGCAGGAUUCAGACAAAAGUGGACAUAAUUAUUGUGUAUAUUUGUUUCCCCUAUUGUAUUUUUUGCCAUGUUUGUUUUAUUUUAUUCUGGGUUAUUUAUAUAAAUGAUGGAGAAAAUGUACUAGAUAAUGUAAAAAAAAUUGUCAUGUUUAAUUUAUUGAUCAUUGAGAAUUCACUAAAUGUUUUUGUGAACAUUCAUUUUUUUUCCAGCUUGGAUGAGAAAGCUUGUAAUAUAUACAUUUGGCAAAUGAUUUAUGGUAAUUUAAGAAUGUAGAUUAGUCUCUUUGAGAGGAACGAGCCCUCUGUUGAUAAUAAUUGUGCAUUCCUUCUCGUUGUGUGUGUACGACGACAAAGGCAACCCUCCAGCCACUUGCCUUGUAAAUACAAAAAAAAAUGCUAACAAACUUAUUUAAAAAACCAAGGGGAUUCCUACUCUUAGCUUUGACCUUGUAUUGUCGUUUGCAUGUCCAACAUUUGUCUUUUCUUUGCAUGUUGUUGUUGGAAUUGUUCUGUCCCUUUUCCCUCUUUCCCCCUUCUUUCUUUCUUUCUUUCUUUCUUUCUUUCUUUCUUUCUUUCUUUCUUUCUUUCUUUCCAGUCUCUAAAUUUGUUUCUCUUAUUUUUAUUUUCUCUCACCACUUCGGUUGUUUGUUCGUCUUUGAGUUCUUUCUCGCAACCUCCCUUCUCCUUCCUUAUACUACUGUGCACAUUUACCGUGCAAUGCAUCCUCUGCACACACACACAGUUACACACACACACAAACACACACACGCACACACAGUUACACACACAAACACACACACACACACACAACACACACACACACACCGUUUCUCUCAAAGAGAGACCUGAUACUCUGGUCACGAACUCUGUCUGGGGUGGGAAUUGGUAUCAGAGAGAUAAAAAUAAAGCAAUACCUAUUAUUGUUAUUCUUUCUAUUUUGUACUAUUGGGUAGCCGGGCCACACAGGACGAUGGACAUACAGUAGAACACAACACCAGGAGCGCUGGUAUUUAGCAGGAAACCACUGGCAAUGUAUCCCCUUGUGACAUAACUGUGAACAACUUCAGUGCAAAAGGAAAUAAAUCUGUUGACU